This is a messenger RNA of Ceratitis capitata (Mediterranean fruit fly), 638 nucleotides long. It is a transcript of the gene Blos2, whose product is annotated as biogenesis of lysosome-related organelles complex 1 subunit 2. NCBI's taxonomy places the organism in Eukaryota, Metazoa, Arthropoda, Insecta, Diptera, Tephritidae. Gene Ontology annotation, molecular function: gamma-tubulin binding. The transcript has 2 exons. The coding region runs from base 135 to 617 and encodes 160 amino acids. Gene Ontology annotation, cellular component: gamma-tubulin complex; BORC complex; BLOC-1 complex. The record is from RefSeq and is a predicted model, not a curated record. Gene Ontology annotation, biological process: lysosome localization; endosomal transport.
GAAAUCAGAUGUUGUUUGUUUACUAUAGUAAAUUUACCUAAAAUUUUCGUAUCUUUAAUAUUUUUCGAAAAUAGGACUAUUUAUAAUUAGUAAAUAUAUUUUCAAACAUUGCAAGUAUUUAAAAAUUUUUAACAAUGGAAAACAAAGUGGAAAGCUGUACAGAAACAUCAACGUCGCAAACUACGCAGGAACAUGAUGCAUUCCUGGAUUCACCAAUACGUGGCCCAACCCUCUCAACUAGUACAUCUAGUUUUGAAGCAUUAGAUCCCCACGAUCCCAAUUUAAGUAAAUUGGCUACAAAAAUGUUUCGCAAAACCGAGGAGUAUAUAAGUAAUGAGCUGAACGCACCACUAGAAGAUUACAAGCUGUUGGAAGAAAUGAAUAAAGCUACUGUAGCGAAAUAUUCCGAUAUGCAACAAAUAGCUGAAAAUUUGAGCGUGUCAACAAAUGAAUUAAGCAUAAAAUUUCUACAACUGGUACCCCUAAUGAAACAAAUCGAUGAAAUUUCAGACACCGUUGACAAACUUGAAGCUGCUGCAUAUAAAUUGGAUGCUUAUAGCAUUGCUCUUGAAAAUCGUGUCAAGUCAGUACUCCAGCGAAAAUCAACAAUGCAUUAGACUUUUAUUAUAUUUAUUACU